Molecule: messenger RNA, 324 nt
Organism: Effrenium voratum
Lineage: Eukaryota; Dinophyceae; Suessiales; Symbiodiniaceae
Source: the annotation of a GenBank genome assembly
AUGGCGUGGCGUGCGAUGCCCUUCCAGGCUGAGGGCACGGUGAAGGGCUGGUGCGGAGCCGCCGCAGGCGUGCUGUUCAAGCGGUGGUUCUUUGAUGACGAGGUUUUCAACUUCAGGGACGCGCCCGCGAGCUGUCAGCGCCACGAGGACUUGUGGGCUGCAGGCCACCUGCUGAGCAAGGGCCUUUUGCCCUACCUCAUUCACACCGGCUUCAAAUCGGAGCGCCGGAGCAUGCAUCCCCGCGCCUCGGCGGAAAAGAGCAACAGCAAGUCCGAGAAGCGGGCUCGCUAUACAUCCUGCGCCGCGAUAGGGACGGUGCUAUGA